CGGAAUCUCAGUCUAAACUCAGAGAAGAAGUCGACUGAUUCCAGGUCAAUACGAGAAUCCAGGGAGUGAGAACACCGAGUGUUAAAAAUGAUGUGCCUCCGUGGCAGCAGGACGGUGUCCUUCAACCUCAGUCCUACCAGACGAAUUGUGGACCGGAUUUCUCGAACAGCUUUAUCACAAACCGUACCCCGAUCACCAUUCCAACCAGCACGGUCCCUAUCCUUCGCCACGUUCUCAACCUUCCGCUCACUCUUCCCUCCUACGCGCACGACGACACAAUCCCCGCUCUCAACUCCAUUCUCAUCACUCCUGCUCUCCACUCCAGGAAGCGCUUCCCGCCAGUUCUCCACCACUGCCGCUCUCGGAGCAAAACGAAACACAUACAAUCCGUCUCGGAGAGUUCAAAAACGUCGACAUGGGUUUCUAGCGAGAUUGCGGUGUAGAGGCGGGCGAAAUAUCCUAUCGAGGAGAAGGUCCAAAGGACGGAAAUAUCUAACUUGGUAAAUUGGAUGUAUGUGCCGCGGCUGAUCUUGUGGGUUUUAUCAGGGAUGGUAGAGGAGGAUUGCCUUAAAACCUGAUGCGGAGUGUGUCUCCUCAUUUGUGUGCACUAUGUACGAUUUUACUCGAGUCCCAGGUGGUGGAAUCGCGGCAGGCAUUGAUUGGGAAAAGCACACCCGUCUUCACAUUGCCAUGGUGAGAUCCAUAUCCUCUUCGCCGGGAUUCCACCGGGCACGCCCGUCGUACCGUUUGGUUGUUUUAUUACUGUAUCAGUGGCUAUGGACUCGCGUGCAAGAUGUGUAUGUACUAUAGAUGUCAAAACUACUUUUAUCAAUCAUCAUCACA
Molecule: messenger RNA, 843 nt
Organism: Coccidioides immitis RS
Lineage: Eukaryota; Fungi; Ascomycota; Eurotiomycetes; Onygenales; Onygenaceae
Product: ribosomal protein L34
Exons: 2
Coding region: 88-504 (138 amino acids)
Biological process (GO): translation
Cellular component (GO): mitochondrial large ribosomal subunit; ribosome
Molecular function (GO): structural constituent of ribosome
Source: RefSeq, a predicted model, not a curated record